Beta vulgaris subsp. vulgaris (sugar beet) is the source of this 721-nucleotide messenger RNA. Its product is annotated as MLP-like protein 43. NCBI's taxonomy places the organism in Eukaryota, Viridiplantae, Streptophyta, Magnoliopsida, Caryophyllales, Amaranthaceae. The record is from RefSeq and is a predicted model, not a curated record. The coding region runs from base 12 to 527 and encodes 171 amino acids. The transcript has 2 exons. Gene Ontology annotation, biological process: defense response.
CGUUAAACAAUAUGUUCAUCUCAAAUUGUGAAGCCAUAUCUGUAAAAUUGAAAUAUAUUGUGUUUUUAAGUAUGGGAGUGACAGGGAAGCUAGAAGUUGAAGUUGACAUCAAAUGUCAUGGUGAUCUUUUCCAUGAGUUAUUUGGAAAAAAACCACACCAUCUCCCUAAUAUCACUCCAGAUAAAGUGCAUAUUUGUAACGCACAUGAGGGUGAUUUUGGCAAGCCCGGCUCUGUUAUUUCUUGGGAUUACACCCUUGAUGGUAAGAAAUGUGUGGCUAAGGAGAUAGUGGAAGCCAUAGAUGAAGAAAACAAGUCAGUUAGAUUCAAAAUUAUUGAAGGAGACCUUCUCAAGGAAUUUAAGUGCUUAACUAUCAGUGUUCACGUGAUUCCAAGAGGUGAAGAAACCGCAGUGAAGUGGCUGGCUGAGUUUGAAAAGAUUGCUGAUGAUGGGCCCUACCCUACCAAAAUUAUGGACUUCUGCAUCUCUAUCACCAAAGAUAUCGAGGAUCAUCAUCUUAAAGCAUGAUAUAUAUCAACCGUAAUGAUCGAUGCUCAAUUGAUAUCCAAAUCUAUCGAGUUCAAAUGUUGUGGAGUGUUUAAUAUAUUUGCAUGUUUAUUUAAUUGCUGGUCUUUGUAUUAGCAUUAAUAAUAGUAAUGAUGGUUAAAAUCGUGGAUCUACGUACUAUUAUCAUAUUGUAAUAAAUUGUUUGUUAACUAUUA